This is a messenger RNA of Trichobilharzia regenti, 1684 nucleotides long. The record is from the annotation of a GenBank genome assembly. NCBI's taxonomy places the organism in Eukaryota, Metazoa, Platyhelminthes, Trematoda, Strigeidida, Schistosomatidae.
AGGACCACAAGUUGCUAAGUGUAGACUCUCUUGUCGGUGACAAAUUAGUAGACUAGAAUUACUCAAUAACAUUAAACUAUGUAAAGAAUGGUCUCAGCAGUGAAAUUUGCAAGUGUUCCGGUACGUCUGUAGUCCAGUGGUAGGAUGCUCGCCAGCCACUGACAUGGUCAACGUUCGACUCCCGGACGACAUCUAGUUUAGUAGCCAGUUGUAAAUCCGAAGACGACGUCUGUGUGUGUGUGUGUGUGGAGGUUCAUUAUGAGGUAGCCGACACCACCCGUAAAAACUACAACUUCACAAGUAGAACCUCAGAGUUUGAAGCCCUAUACUCCACUUGAAAGGAAUGAAAAUAAGAAUAGCACGAGAUAUCGACAUUUAAGAAUGCGUUGUACUUACUUAUGAGUGAGAGGAUCACUGUAAUCUUUCGUUUACCAAAGUUUUGUGUCGAUGUCUUUUGUCUAUCAGUCACUGUAUUGACCCUCUUUGGUUCGAGCAGAAUACUUUUCGUGACCUUUACUUUGCAUACGGCUUGUUAUGUUACUUCUUCAUCAAUUAUAAUCUUGAUGUUUUUGUUUUCAGUGAUAUUUUUGUCCUUUGGUCGACUGUACUACUGCAGUUGUUGCAUAACUCUGUAUAUUUGUAUGAACUGUGAAGACACUAAAUGAGUGACACCAAAGAAAAUCCUUUCAAGCAUCCCAAGCGAAAAACUGAGUGCGGUGCUCCACGUCAGUUGACUAAUAAGGCGACAACUCAGAGACGUUACACAUCAUGUGCAAGAGACGAACCAAUUACUGUUGGUCGGUACAGUAAUCGAAUUGUAAAAAAACACCAAUCUUCUCCAAAAUCGGGAGCUAAUGUUUCAUUAACCAUAAAUGAUUCAGUAGCCUCAGCAAUUCCUUCAAACAGUCUGCAACAAACACUCGGGAUUUCAAAAGGAAACACUUCAGAUAAACAAGAGAAUCCACGUGCAUUUUCAGUAAUAUCAGAAGAAUUAAAUAGUAGUAGUGCCUCCACCACGUGCUAUGAUGAUAUAUCAUUGGCUGCAUACUCCCUGUGGUUGUUAUAUCAGCGUUGUACAUCCAGUUACAUUGUAAACAAAAUAGAAUCUGAUUACACAGAAAUUGAAAUAAUGUCCAGCGAGAUAAAACGUUUAUGUGAGAGGGUAACUCGUUUGCAUAAAGCGAAAUCAAAUUGGCAGGCUUGGUACGAGUCAGUGACAAAUUUACACAAAGAGUAUGACCUAUUAACAGAUUUAAUGAAAACUUUAAAAAUACCCGUGAAUGAUUCAGAGAUUUAUCCUGCGGAUAAAUCCUUGGAUAGUCACAAUGGUGGAUUACUUCCCAGGGUUCAACAAUUAACACUUGAGAAAUUCUCUCCACUUGUCUAUCGUUUACCUAUGAAAAGUAUUCACUUGGAUGAUUCAUACACUCAUAAGAAUAUAUUGUGUGAUCUACAGCAGAUCAGUAAUCUUUCACUUAAGUUUUCUACAAUUAAUGAAGACGAUAUUAGUGCCUUUGAAAAGUUGGCCGAUGAAAUUCAAAGUGUAGCUGUUCAUAUGGAGCAGAUGCAUCCUUUUAAUGUUGCUAAAUAUAAACAAUUAACUGAAUGUUUGAACACUUUUCUUCUUAAAGCAUCAUUAACCUGUGAAAAACUUGAACGUAUGUGGCUAGCUGAAUUGAAAUGA